Molecule: messenger RNA, 1300 nt
Organism: Myzus persicae (green peach aphid)
Lineage: Eukaryota; Metazoa; Arthropoda; Insecta; Hemiptera; Aphididae
Product: omega-amidase NIT2-like
Exons: 6
Coding region: 223-1101 (292 amino acids)
Biological process (GO): L-glutamine metabolic process; oxaloacetate metabolic process
Cellular component (GO): mitochondrion
Molecular function (GO): omega-amidase activity
Source: RefSeq, a predicted model, not a curated record
UGUGCACACCUUCCAUAACCCCAUCAAGGUCUAGUCGAGGCAUUAAGGUCGUAUGUGUAAUUAAAAACACGGAUCAUGUAUUUAUGUAUAAUAAUUAUUAAUCAAAAAUAAUAUUGCAUUUAUCUAACUUGUCUAUGACAGAAUUGAACACUUCCAGGGUGUCAGCUACUUCUGUGUAUGUUUGACACUUGACUUUUUAAGGACUACAACAGUUAUUAACCAAUGAUGACCUUUUUAAGCCAUUCAGGUUUUCGAGUAGCCAUAUUACAACUGACUGUAACAGCCGACAAACCAUCAAAUGUGGCUGUCGCUGUGGAACGAAUACAGAAAUCAAAGAUUAGUGGUUGCUCAUUAGCCAUACUGCCCGAAUGUUUUAAUGCACCAUAUGACACUGCCUUGUUCAGACAAUAUGCUGAAGUCAUUCCUGGGGGCCAAACAUGUAAUGCUCUGUCUCAAGCUGCCAAAUCAAAUCAAAUAUACAUUGUUGGUGGUUCAAUCCCAGAGAUAUGUGAUGGAAAAGUUUACAACACGUGUACGGUUUGGGAUCCUAAUGGAGAUUUAAUAGCCAAACAUAGAAAAGUACUAUUUAUUUAUGUGCAUUUAUUUGAUGUAAGCAUACCUGGUAGUACUUGCUUCAAAGAAUCUGAUGCCAUGUCUGCGGGCAAUACACUUAAUACUUUUCAGUUUGGAAAAUUUAAGAUCGGGCUAGGCAUUUGUUAUGAUAUACGAUUUUCAGAGAUGGCAGCAUUAUAUCGAAAACAAGGAUGUGAUAUGUUAAUAUACCCUGGUGCCUUUUGUACGGAGAUUGGCCCUUUACAUUGGAGUUUAUUAACUAGAUUUAGAGCCAUGGAAAAUCAAGCAUUUGUAGCUGUAGUUUCUCCGGCCAGAGUUACUGAUUCUAGUUAUGUAGCAUGGGGUCAUUCAAUGAUUGUGGAUCCAUGGGGUAAAGUUUUGUGUGAAGCUACUGAAAAGGAUAUGGAUUUAUACAUAGAUUUUGACUUUGGAAUACGAGAAAACAUAAGGCAGCAAAUACCCACAGAAUAUCAGAGAAGAACUGAUAUGUAUGAUACAAUUUAUAUGACAAAUAAAAUAAAUAGUUAGUGUUGAUCUGUCUAUGAAAACCAUUUAUUAAUGAAUUGAACCUAACCGAGUCAAUAUUUGAAGGUUAGGUUAGGUUAAUCAAUUGUUACUACUAAUGUAAUUCAAAUUACAUGUUUAUCAAAUGUAAUAAAUGUAUUGAAUAACUUUAUUUUUAAUUUUAAAAAAUUAAUCUACAUUCUAAUUGUAAAUAUUUCAUGUA